AGGAAAAGUUCUGGGAGACCGUCUUACUACUAUCGACUGCUCCGGAGGUCGCGACUUCAGAGACAGCGAAGCAGAUCCCGGAGCCGGAACAGGCCACUUAGCAGGGAGUCCCCCCCAGAGAGGGCCGGGCAGCGGCGCAGCAUGCCCAGCGGGGUCAUGGAGAAAAAUCCCAGCAUGGAACCCACUGCCACGACGCCAUUCCGUGUCACGGGGUUUCUCAGCCGUCGGCUUAAAGGCUCCAUCAAAAGGACAAAGAGCCAGCCCAAGCUUGAUAGGAACAGCAGCUUCCGGCACAUUUUACCUGGCUUCAGGAGUGUGGACAAUGAAAGAUCCCAUCUAAUGCCGAGGCUGAAAGAAUCACGCUCCCACGAGUCUUUGCUCAGCCCCAGUAGCGCCGUGGAGGCUCUGGAUCUCAGUAUGGAGGAAGAAGUGGUCAUCAAGCCAGUUCACAGUAGCAUUCUGGGGCAGGACUAUUGUUUUGAGGUGACGACUUCAUCAGGAAGUAAAUGCUUCUCCUGUCGCUCUGCAGCAGAACGAGAUAAAUGGAUGGAGAACCUGCGGCGUGCCGUGCACCCAAAUAAGGACAACAGCAGAAGGGUAGAGAAUAUGUUAAAGUUAUGGAUUAUUGAAGCCAAGGACCUGCCAGCCAAGAAGAAGUACUUGUGUGAAUUAUGCCUGGAUGACGUUCUUUACGCACGAACUACCUGUAAAUUGAAAACUGACAACGUCUUUUGGGGGGAGCACUUUGAAUUUAAUAACCUCCCGUCGCUCAAAACCAUUACGGUGCACUUAUACAAAGAGACUGACAAGAAGAAAAAGAAAGACAAGACCAACUUCAUCGGGCAGGUGAAUAUCCCUGUGGGCUCCGUAACGGGGCGGCAGUUUGUGGAGAAGUGGUACCCUGUAGUCAGCCCCAACCCCAGCAAGGGCAAGUCUGCAGGGCCUAUGAUCCGCAUCAAGUCGCGCUACCAGAGCAUGAGCAUCCUCCCCAUGGAGAUGUACAAGGAGUUUGCUGAGUACAUCACUAACAAUUACAUGGUGCUGUGCUCAGUGCUGGAGCCUGCGCUGAGCGUGAAGAACAAAGAGGAGAUGGCCUCUGCACUGGUCCAUAUUCUGCAAAGCACUGGGAAGGCCAAGGAUUUCUUGACUGACCUGAUGAUGUCCGAAGUUGACCGCUGUGGUGAAAAUGAGCACCUCAUUUUCCGAGAGAACACGCUGGCCACGAAAGCCAUCGAGGAGUACCUGAAGCUGGUGGGGCAGAAGUACUUACAGGAUGCCUUAGGGGAGUUCAUCAAAGCUCUGUAUGAAUCAGAUGAAAAUUGCGAGGUGGACCCCAGUAAGUGCUCAUCCUCGGACCUUCCUGAACAUCAGAGCAACCUGAAAAUGUGCUGCGAGCUGGCCUUCUGUAAAAUCAUCAAUUCUUACUGCGUCUUCCCAAGGGAACUCAAAGAGGUGUUUGCUUCGUGGAGACAAGAGUGCAGUAACCGUGGCCGGCCAGACAUCAGUGAGCGGCUCAUCAGUGCCUCCUUAUUUCUCCGGUUCCUCUGUCCGGCCAUCAUGUCCCCCUCCCUCUUUAACCUGCUCCAGGAAUACCCCGAUGACCGCACUGCGCGCACUUUGACCCUCAUUGCCAAGGUCACACAGAACCUCGCCAACUUUGCAAAGUUUGGCAGCAAAGAGGAGUAUAUGUCCUUUAUGAAUCAGUUUCUGGAACACGAAUGGACUAACAUGCAGCGAUUUCUGUUGGAGAUUUCCAAUCCAGAAACCAUCUCGAACACAGCUGGCUUUGAAGGCUACAUCGACCUGGGCCGGGAAUUGUCCACUUUGCACUCUCUACUGUGGGAGGUCAUUUCUCAGCUCGAGCAGGGCACUGUAACGAAACUUGGGCCCCUGCCUCGGAUUCUGAGGGAUGUCAACACGGUGCUCAGUAACCCAGCGUGUGUGCAGGUCUCCGUCACAGCUGACCAUACUGCAUCAACUCCAAAUGCUGGCAACAGCAUCUCUGUGGGGCUACAGAAAAUGGUGAUAGAGAAUGACUUAUCUGGUCUGAUAGAUUUCACACGGUUACCGUCUCCAACCCCUGAAAACAAGGACUUGUUUUUUGUCACAAGGUCUGCUGGGGCCCAGCCCUCGCCCGCCCGAAGCUCCAGCUAUUCGGAGGCCAAUGAGCCCGACGUGCAGAUGUCCAAUGGCAGCAAGAGUUUGUCCAUGGUGGACUUGCAGGACAAUCGGAUUUUGGACAGUGGGGCAAAUGCACCUGGGGCCGCUGACUCCCUCAAUGACAGUCAGUCGUCUGUCGGGCAGUUACAGGGCAUGUGGACUGCACGAACUCCGCAGAACAACGUGACUGGCAUGGCCACGGUGCGCAGGGUAGGCCAGACCCCCACCACGCCCAACGCCGAGAGCGCGCCCGGCAGGCCCCAGCUUUUAGCACCUUUAUCGUUCCAGAACCCGGUGUACCAGAUGGCAGCUGGGCUUCCACUGUCCCCCCGGGGCUUGGGGGACUCUGGCUCUGAGUGCCACAGCUCCCUGAGCUCCCACAGCAACAGCGAGGAGCUGACGGCCAACAAGCACGGCUUUGUCAACCCUGCCGGGAGCGAGGACUUCACCCGGCGGACGGGGGAGCUGGCCCGCCGGCAGCUCUCUCUGACGGAGAAAGGUGGCCAGCCCACCAUGCCUCGGCAGAACAGCGCCGGCCCCCAGAGGCGGAUAGACCAACCGCCCCCUCCCCCGCCACCAGUCACAAGGGGCAGGACGCCCCCCUCACUGCUGAACACAGUUCAGUACCAGAGACCAUCCAGCGGGAGCAUGAUGUCCUCCUCCCCCGACUGGCCGGGCAGCGGGGCUCGCCUCCGGCAGCAGUCCUCCUCCUCCAAGGGCGACAGUCCGGAGAUGAAGCAGCGCACCAUGCACAAACAGGCCCCUUCUCCUGUGAACCCCAAUGCCCUGGACCGCACUGCCGCAUGGCUUUUGAAUAUGAACAUGCACUUUUUAGAAGAUGAAAGCAUUGACCCAGAGUCCAAGCACAGGGAUAAGCUCAGGAAUAAGGACGAGCUCAGCCAAGCAGAAAAGGACCUGGUGGUGCUGCAGGACAAGCUCCGCAUCUCCAACAAGAAACUGGAGGAGUAUGAAAACCGGUUCAAAUGCCAGGAGGAGACGACCCAGAAAGUGAUGCUGGAGUACCAGGCCCGGCUGGAGGAAAGCGAGGAACGGCUCCGCAGACAGCAGGAAGAUAAAGAGAUCCAGAUGAAGGGGAUCAUCAGCAGAUUGAUGUCGGUCGAGGAGGAAUUAAAGAAAGAUCACGCGGAAAUGCAGGCGGCAGUGGAUUCCAAACAGAAGAUUAUUGAUGCCCAGGAGAAACGUAUUGCUUCACUGGAUGCGGCCAACGCACGGUUAAUGAGUGCCCUUACUCAGCUGAAAGAGAGGUACAGCAUGCAGACACGUAACGGGAUCUCCCCCACAAACCCAACUAAAUUACAGAUUACAGAGAACGGAGAAUUCAGAAACAGCAGCAAUUGUUAA
This is a messenger RNA of Emys orbicularis (European pond turtle), 3522 nucleotides long. RefSeq names its product DAB2 interacting protein (gene DAB2IP). The coding region runs from base 142 to 3522 and encodes 1126 amino acids. NCBI's taxonomy places the organism in Eukaryota, Metazoa, Chordata, Testudines, Emydidae. The record is from RefSeq and is a predicted model, not a curated record. The transcript is spliced from 16 exons. Gene Ontology annotation, biological process: regulation of GTPase activity.